Messenger RNA from Trichomonas vaginalis G3, 253 nucleotides. Its product is annotated as protein of unknown function, DUF4106 family. NCBI's taxonomy places the organism in Eukaryota, Parabasalia, Trichomonadida, Trichomonadidae. The annotation marks the transcript as partial. The transcript has a single exon. The record is from RefSeq and is a predicted model, not a curated record.
AUGGCGGUGGCAGAUGUUAAGUUAAAUUCACCAACCCAAACAAACAGUCAAAGUGUUAUUGUCAAUGUCAAAGACAGAGAUGUUGAAGUGGGGAAACCAUACGAAGACGAAGAUGGUAUAACAAUUGUUCCUGUAAAAGAACCAACAUAUCCUGAAGUUAACAGAGACUUAAGUUCUGUUGCAGAUAUUCGAAACGACUACCAACAACUGAAAGACAAACUUCAAACUCAGGAGAAGAUUUGUCAAGCUUUAA